Messenger RNA from Sorghum bicolor (sorghum), 2160 nucleotides. Its product is annotated as cationic amino acid transporter 9, chloroplastic. Gene Ontology annotation, biological process: transmembrane transport; amino acid transport. Bases 30 to 1838 code for a protein of 602 amino acids. The transcript is spliced from 8 exons. Lineage: Eukaryota; Viridiplantae; Streptophyta; Magnoliopsida; Poales; Poaceae. Gene Ontology annotation, molecular function: amino acid transmembrane transporter activity. Gene Ontology annotation, cellular component: membrane. The record is from RefSeq and is a predicted model, not a curated record.
GCGGCGGCGGGGCCACACGCCUCCUCCGCAUGACGCAAGAGCCGACGUCACUCCGCUCGAUCUGGGCGCGGACGCCAAGGACGCGACGACCCAAGUCGCGACGCCACCAGCUCCCCAUCUCCUCAGACGCCAUGGAGGAAGCCCACGGCCACAGGCCCUCCUCCACCGCCGGCCGCCCCUUCCUCUCUGGCCUCUGCGCCGCGGCGCUCCGCCGGAAGCCCCUCGGCGCCCACGGCUCCGCCGCCGCCGCCGCCACCGGCGAGGGCCUCGUGCGGCAGCUCGGCGUCCUUGAGCUCGUUCUGCUCGGGAUCGGUGCGUCCAUCGGCGCCGGCAUAUUCGUCGUCACUGGCACCGUCGCCCGCGACGCCGGCCCAGGUGUUACAAUCAGUUUUGUUCUUGCUGGAGCUGCGUGUGUGCUCAAUGCAUUGUGCUACGCUGAACUCGCAUCUCGGUUCCCUGCUGUGGUUGGGGGAGCAUACUUGUACACAUAUGCAGCAUUCAAUGAGAUCACCGCCUUCUUGGUCUUCACUCAGUUGAUGGUGGAUUACCAUAUCGGUGCAGCAAGCAUUGCUCGUAGCUUAGCAAGCUACUUUAUCCAAUUCUUGGAGCUAAUCCCGUUCUUGAAGGGCCAAAUUCCAAGCUGGAUAGGUCAUGGGGAGGAGUUUUUUGGUGGUGUCAUAUCAAUUAAUAUAUUGGCCCCCAUUCUUCUCAUCAUCUUAACAGCGAUUCUCUGCCGUGGUGUCAAAGAGUCAUCAGCAGUGAACACGUUUAUGACAACAUUGAAGAUAAUCAUUGUUAUAGUCGUUGUAUUUGCUGGUGUGUUUGAGGUGGAUGUAUCAAACUGGUCACCAUUUAUGCCAAAUGGUUUCAAAUCUGUAGUGACUGGAGCCACAGUAGUCUUUUUUGCAUAUGUUGGAUUUGAUGCGGUUGCUAAUUCUGCUGAGGAAGCCAAAAGGCCACAGAGGGACUUGCCCAUCGGUAUACUAGGAAGCCUUCUAGCAUGUGUGUUGUUAUAUGUUGCUGUAUGCUUGGUCAUUACUGGAAUGGUUCCAUAUACAUUACUCGGUGAAGAUGCUCCUUUGGCUGAGGCUUUUGCUGCCAAGGGCCUGAAAUUUAUUACUGUAUUGAUCAGCAUUGGAGCUGUUGCUGGACUUACUACAACACUUCUUGUUGGCUUGUAUGUUCAGUCACGUCUGUAUCUUGGACUUGGAAGGGAUGGGCUUCUACCUUCAGUAUUUGCUAAAGUACACCCAACGAGGCACACUCCUCUGCAAUCUCAGAUUUGGGUUGGUUGUGUUGCAGCAGUCAUGGCAGGCCUCUUUAAUGUGUCUAUGCUCUCUCAUAUUCUUUCCGUUGGCACUCUGACUGGUUAUUCAGUUGUAUCAGCUUGUGUGGUCACUCUAAGAUGGAAUGACAAAGGAACUAGUCGUCGCUCCCUUGGAAGUAUGUCAAUCUGGCAAGAGGGUGUUCUAUGUCUUGUCAUAGUUGCUCUUUGUGGUUUUAUAGUGGGAAUUUGCUAUCGCUUUAACUAUGCUAUAGCCUUUAUGGUAGUGGCUUUUGUGAUAGCUGUUGCUGCCAGUUUUGCUCUCCAGUUUCGUCAGGUCUAUGUGGAUCCACCUGGCUUUUCAUGUCCUGGGGUACCGUUGCUUCCCAUUAUCUCUGUUUUCUUCAACAUGGUCCUUUUUGCUCAGCUACAUGAAGAAGCUUGGUAUAGAUUUGUCAUCCUUAGUCUCAUCGCUUUGGGAGUUUAUGCUGGCUAUGGUCAGUACAAUGCUGUUCCUUCCAGCUCAGAAAACUCUACUAUUGGUUACCACGGCAUUCCUACUGAGGCCCCAUGAGCAGACGAGCUAUGGUCAGCCUCCAAGUUCUUUGAAAAUAUUGUACAAUACCAUCGUCACCGAAGUUGGGACCUGUUUAACUAUUGCACAGUGCAUACUCUGUACUUACGCUUUGUACUCCUAUGUAGACAGUGAAUUUCUUAGCCUGUAGAAUGAGAUGUUGUAGACUUGUAGUGUCCACUAUACCAUUCGUCAAGGAGCAUUACAAGUGCGUAGACCUUGUAAGAAAUAAAUGAAAAUAAAGAACUGCAGAUGCAUUCUUUGUAGGAACGCAUUGUCAUGCACUGUAUAUAUAUUGUGUUUAUAUUUUGUGAAGAGAUCA